Nematostella vectensis (starlet sea anemone) is the source of this 2450-nucleotide messenger RNA. RefSeq names its product atrial natriuretic peptide receptor 1-like. Gene Ontology annotation, molecular function: guanylate cyclase activity; peptide receptor activity. The record is from RefSeq and is a predicted model, not a curated record. Gene Ontology annotation, biological process: receptor guanylyl cyclase signaling pathway; cGMP biosynthetic process; intracellular signal transduction. Lineage: Eukaryota; Metazoa; Cnidaria; Anthozoa; Actiniaria; Edwardsiidae.
GGGAGUCCUCAAUAUCGAACAGAAAUUCGGCACCUACCAGAAGAGUGGAGUGAAAGUAAAGUCCUUUCUAAACAGAGUACGCCUGCGACUUGAAGGAGUAUCCCUUUAAAAGCGAUAUUGACGAUAACAGUAAGAUAGAGGCAUAUGCUGGGACUAUGUAUGACGCUGUGUAUCUCUACGCCCUCGCCUUAAAUGACACGUUAAACGAGGGAAUCGGGAAACGGGAUGGACUGAAAAUCGCCCAGAAAAUGUACAACAGGGUUUUUGAAGAAGUUGCGGGAACAGUUUACAUCGACAACAAGGGUGAUCGUGAUCCAGACUACACAAUCCAAACCCUGAUAAACGACCGCUUUGAGGAUAUCGCCUACUACACUCGCUAUAACGACAACCUCACUAUACGGGCAGGGGUCACCAUCGUAUGGCCAGGGGAGGGUCACGACUCCUCCUAAGGACUCCCCGGAGUGUGGAUGGCGGGGGGAAUUCUGCGAGGAAACAGGCGGAGAUUACGCAACCUACAUAAUCAUCGCCUGCUGUACAAUCGCCGGAUUCUUUUCGUGACACUGGUUUUCAUUUUUGUUUACAGGAAACUCUCGUUUGAGCUCGAUCUUGCUCAGAACCAAUCAUGGAAAGUGAAGGAAGAAGACAUCAUAUUCCGAGAGAACCACCGUCACUGCAUUCGCUUCCUGCAUCCCAAGAGAGGAUGAAGAGCGUUCGAUCGGUAAAAUCCCUACGGUCGCUCAAGUCACAGGUGACAGCCAGUCGAGGAAGUCUUUAGUCGCAGGGAACUCUCAAGUCAGUCGGCGAAAAAUCAGAAGACACGCAGUCUUCAGCUCAUUGGAGUCAUGAGCCGGUCUACUCGUCACAGUACACGUCCAUAGCUUUGUACAAGGCAGAAAUGGUGGCCGUUAAGAUAAUGCGGAAGAAGGAAAUAAGAAUCUCCAGGAAAAUUCUAAUCGAAGUCAAACAGGCGCGAGAGUUACGGCACGAGAAUAUCAACCUUUUUAUCGGCAUUUGCCUCGAAUCCCCGCAAAUCCUCAUCAUCUCAAAGUACCUCAAGCGCGGCAGUCUGCAACUGCUCCUGAAAAACGAGGACUUCAAACUGAAAGAGAUUUUUAUUCUCUCGCUAAUCAGAGACGUCGCUACGGGUAUGACGGUACUCCAAAGUAGCCCAGUACAAGUCCACGGUCGUCUCAAGUCUUCCAAUUGCCUGAUCGAUUCGCGCUGGGUAUGCAAGAUAGGAGACUGGGGCUUGGGUGAAUUGCGGUCUAGCUUGGAAAGAUUACCACAGAGGAAGAGGAGUACAACGACAUGCUGUGGGCGGCACCGGAGCGCAUCCACGACGGCAAACUUGACAUAGCAGGUUCCCAGAAAGGGGAUGUGUACAGCUAUGGGAUCAUCUUCCAGGAAAUCGCCACCAGAGGUUCUCCCUACUGCAUGUUUAAGGACCUCACUCCUAACGAUGUCGUUCAGCGGGUGACAGCGCAUGGGGACCCCCCGCAUGAGACCUGUGGUACCCCUCGAGGCUCGCAAACAGGAGAUCCACACUCUGAUGCAGCACUUCUGGGACGAGGACCCGGACAAGCGGCCACACUUUAGCAAGAUUCUAGACAGGCUGAAGAAGGUCAUAGGCAGGGAUGUGAACAUCAUAGAUAACAUGAUCACGCUGAUUGAGCGUCAUGCGGAUAACCUCGAGGAACUGGUGGGUCGAACUCAGCAACUUAUGGAGGAAAAGAAGAAGACAGAUACUCUGCUGUACAAAAUGUUACCAGACUCCGUGGCAGACCAGUUGAAGCGUGGAAAGUCCGUCGUCCCAGAGCUAUUUGAUGAGGUUACUAUCUACUUCAGUGACGUUGUCGCUUUUAUGGACCUUGCCUCGGACAGCACACCCAUGGAGAUCGUAACUCUUUUGAAUGACCUGUACAUUGCUCUGGACAAGAUCCUGGCCAACCACGACGUGUAUAAGGUGGAGUCUAUCGGCGACUGCCUGCUCGUGGUGUCUGGCCUACCUGUGAGGAAUGGCAUAUGCAUCCGCCACGCAGGAGAGAUCGCGACGAUGGCUCUCGAUAUCCUCAGCCUUAUGACCCACUUCAAGGUCCACCAUCGACCACAAAUGAAGCUCCAGCUACGAGUCGGUUUGCACAGCGGUCCGUGUGUUGCUGCGGUAGUCGGGAUACACAUGCCAAGGUUUUGCCUGUUUGGUGACACAGUAAACGUGGCAUCUCGCAUGGAAACAACUGGCCAAGGGACGCGGAUACUGGAAGACAUACUGGUUGAUCGGGAAGGAGGGUUACAAGAAGCCCCUCCCACAUGCUAUGGCGGCCACGACGGGACCUCGUGUUCAGACCCUUGAUGUAUUCUACGCAAGUUAGUAGGCAACUAGGAGAACGUGAUGAAAAAGUGCCUUUAUGCUAAGCGCUUAAUUAUAAACGAGUUCGAUAAUAGUUUACAAA